This is a messenger RNA of Labeo rohita (rohu), 3016 nucleotides long. RefSeq names its product lactase-like b (gene lctlb). The record is from RefSeq and is a predicted model, not a curated record. Gene Ontology annotation, molecular function: beta-glucosidase activity. Lineage: Eukaryota; Metazoa; Chordata; Actinopteri; Cypriniformes; Cyprinidae. The transcript is spliced from 15 exons. Bases 191 to 1948 code for a protein of 585 amino acids. Gene Ontology annotation, biological process: carbohydrate metabolic process.
CACCCAGGCUAAACAGAAACAGACAUCAACUUGGAUGUGAUAUCAAGGUGUGGGAUAGUUUUCAUUGAUUUUAAAACCAUUUCCAUCAGGAAUCAAUGCAAAUACUGAAAGAGUGAAAGGGUAACUACCUCUCAGAUCAGGAGAGUGUGGUGCUGAUGAGACUCACUGAGCUGGAGCUGAGAUCUGGAAUAUGAUGCUGUCACACCGAGUUGGACGAGCGUGUCAUGUGCUUGUGCUGGUGUUGUGUCUGUCUGCGGCUGAGGACUUCGACUGGUCAGCGAACAACCACGACUCCUUCUAUUAUGGCACUUUUCCAAAUGGAUUUUCGUGGGGCGCCGGCAGUUCAGCCUAUCAAACAGAAGGAGCCUGGGACAAAGAUGGGAAAGGACUGAGCAUCUGGGAUGUGUUCACUCAUAAGAAGGGAAAGACGUUUUUGAAUGAUACUGGAGACUCUUCAUGUGAGGGAUACUAUAGAAUCAAGGAUGAUAUUUCACUGAUGAAAGAGCUGAAUCUGAAUCACUAUCGCUUCUCCAUCUCCUGGCCCAGGAUCAUGCCAACUGGAAUCCGAUCUGACCAUGUGAAUGAAAAAGGAGUGAAAUACUAUAAUGCUCUUAUUAAUGAGCUGCUUGAACACAAUAUCACUCCCAUUGUGACUCUUUAUCAUUGGGACCUGCCACAGGUUUUGCAGGAGAAAUAUGGUGGAUGGCAGAACAUCAGCAUGAUUAAUUAUUUCAACGACUUUGCCAAUCUUUGCUUUGAACGUUAUGGGGACCGCGUCAAACACUGGAUAACUUUUAAUAACCCAUGGUCAGUGGCGGUGGAGGGAUAUGAAACUGGAGAACAUGCUCCAGGACUGAAACUUAGAGGCACGGGGGCCUACAGAGCAGCUCACCACAUCAUUAAGGCACAUGCUAAGGUUUGGCACACUUAUGAUACUCAGUGGCGUAAAAAACAAAAAGGUAUGGUGGGUAUUUCACUCUCUGGGGACUGGGGGGAGCCUGUGGACAUCUCUAACCAGAAGGACAUUGAGGCUGCAGAGAGAUAUGUCCAGUUUUACAUAGGCUGGUUUGCUACACCUAUCUUUCAUGGAGAUUAUCCUCAAGUGAUGAAGGAUUUCAUAGGGAGGAAGAGCGCUCAGCAGGGUUUGGGAACAUCUCGCCUUCCCACCUUUUCUUCUCAGGAGAAGAGUUACAUCAAAGGCACCUCUGACUUUCUAGGUGUGGGGCACUUCACCACACGCUACAUCACCCAAAAGAGCUUCCCAUUCAACCGUGGCUCCACCUACUUCUCAGAUCGGGACGUAGCAGAGCUGGUUGACCCACGUUGGCCGGAUCCUGGAUCGGAGUGGCUCUACUCGGUUCCUUGGGGCUUCCGCCGCCUGCUCAACUUUAUAAAGACUCAGUAUGGGAACCCCAUGAUCUUCAUCACUGAGAACGGGGUCUCUGAGAAGAUGCUGUGCACAGAACUGUGUGAUGACUGGAGGAUACAGUAUUACAAGGAUUACAUCAAUGAGAUGCUCAAAGCUAUCAGAGAUGGAGUGAAUGUGAAGGGCUACACCGCUUGGUCCCUUUUGGACAAGUUUGAGUGGGAUGAGGGCUAUUCAGAGAGGUUCGGCCUGUACUACGUGGACUUCAGGAACAAAAAUAAGCCUCGCUACCCCAAGGCCUCUGUUCAGUUCUACAAACGCAUCAUUAGGUUUAAUGGAUUUCCCAAUCAGAGAGAGGUUGAGAUCUGGAAAAGGAAAGCUACAGAGACUUGCUCCACCAGCAAUCAGCUCCUGGCUGCAGAGGAACAGCGGAAUACGGCUGCCAAUAUUCUAAGACUUAUUCAUGAUCCUUUAACCAGCCACAUGGAGAUGGUGACCGAGGUUGUGGUUCCCACAGUGUGCACCCUCUGCAUUUUGAUCAGCGCCGUCUUUCUCAUGUUCCUGCUCCGCAAACGCAAUUAACCAAGUUUUUUUUUUAAGGAAACAAAGCAAACUGAAUUUGGCCCUUGUUUUAUGGUUACUAUACUAUUUGCGUUGAGGAGGUUAAGGAUACUAGGGCUGUCAAUAAGAAUUAAUUUGGUAAUCGAAUAAUUGGUCGAUUAUUCCGACGAUUAAUCAAGUUAAUCAGGUAAUUGUAAUUUUUUUUGCAGUAGUAAAAAUAGACCUAAGCAAACAAUAGCCUUUAAAAUGACUUAAAAUACAGAUAUAAUAGCAAUGAGGCAAUAAGAAUUAAUUCAAAUAAAGUAUCAAAAGCAAGUAAUCAUGGUUUUAUUGAACAAAACUGUUAAAAAUACAUGGCCUGACGAUUGUUUUUGCGCUUUACUGCAUGAUCUAAUCCUUGUUUAAUAUUGACUAAACAACAUUUAAUUCAAAUGUCCACUUAAUCUUUAAUAUUUGUCCAUAUUCUUAUAACAGAAAUGCUACAGCCACUGCAAUUUCUUGAAUAUGUGGACAUCAAAACGUGUAAACUCAAAAGCGAGGGUUUAAACUUUUAUUUUCAAAUCAUUAACAGUUAGCAUAUUAAGAAAGAUAUUGAUGUAUUCUUCUGUGUUUGCGUAGGUCUAUAAAUGAUUUACCUUACUAAUCUCAUAAAACGGUGCACGUUGCGUUCCCAGAUCAGCGUUUUAAUAAACCCAAACUUACAGGAAUAUGCAAAGAUGGAGUCUGAGAUGCUCCACACAUGUAAAUGAUAACAGUUUGUGUGGAGCAGCAUUUACGUGCAUAACCUACACCUUUUUUUUUUAAAUCGAGUACUCGAAUUGAAUCAGAGAAUCGUGACAGCCCUAGAUACCAUGCUGAAUUUAAAUGGUAUAGGCAAUAGUUAUCCAUUUUUGGAUUUUUUUUCUUUCUAUGUGGGCUAAACUAGUUGUCUUAAAUCCUGUUGAACCUUAAAGUGGUUGCAUAUAUACCAUUCAUAGGUUUGGGGUCAGUAAGACCUAUUUUUAUUUUUUAAGAAAUUCAUGCUUUUUAUUCAGCAAAGAUGCAUUAAAUGGAUCAAAAGUUACAAUAAAGUUGAAAAAUGCUACGAAA